Messenger RNA from Oryza brachyantha (malo sina), 2719 nucleotides. Its product is annotated as cysteine-rich receptor-like protein kinase 2. The record is from RefSeq and is a predicted model, not a curated record. Gene Ontology annotation, molecular function: protein kinase activity; ATP binding. Gene Ontology annotation, biological process: protein phosphorylation. Lineage: Eukaryota; Viridiplantae; Streptophyta; Magnoliopsida; Poales; Poaceae. Bases 257 to 2203 code for a protein of 648 amino acids. The transcript is spliced from 7 exons.
GACAAUAUCUCUGUUUCCGGCAACGUCUCGCUCGGUCGCCGCCUACAUAGCCCUCGCCCCCUCUACCGUCCUACGCUAUCAUUUUCGCCGCCGCUCAUUUAUUGGCCCGCCGCCGCCGUCGGUCGCCAUCGCUCCACCGGCCCCCCUCGCUGACCUUCGCUGCACAAUCCGGCCGAGAGACGUCUCUCUCCGGUGCGCGCGGUCAUAUACCCAAGUACCCAACUAUAGUAGGCGUGCAGUUACAGAGCGGGUAAGGAUGGCCGCGCUCGCUGCCCUGGUGCUUCUCCUGGCGGCGUGCGGCGGCGCCGAGGGGGACCCGCGGACGUCGGUGGCGGGGCAGGCGUGCGCGCCGGGCGGCGCGGUGUCGGGCCCGGCGCUGGCGGUCAACUUCGUGCCGGCGAUGGACGACCUCAACAGCAACGUCAGCGCCAACGGCUUCGGCACGUCGGCGGUGGGGUCAGCGGGGCCCAACGCCGUCUUCGGCCUCGGCCAGUGCCUCCGCGACCUCUCCCGCGUCGACUGCAAGCUCUGCUUCGCCGAGGUCAGGUCCCUCCUCCCCAAGUGCUACCCGCGCGCCGGCGGGAGGCUCUACCUCGACGGCUGCUUCGGCCGCUACGCCAACUACUCCUUCUUCGCCGAGGCCGUCGGUCCCGACGACGCCGUCAGGUGCGGCGGCGACGGGGCGGGCAACUACACCGGCCCAAGCCCGCGCGGGUUCGCCGACGCGGUGCGCGCCGCGCUCGCCAACGUCACCGCCGUCGCCGCGGCGCCGGGAGGCAACGGGUACGCGGUGGGCUCAGCGGCCGUCGGCGGCGCGGCGGCGUUCGCGCUCGCGCAGUGCUGGGGGAGCCUCAACGACACGGCCUGCGGCCAGUGCCUCCGCGCCGCGGCGGGCGCAGCGGCCGGGUGCGCGCCGGCGGCCACGGAGGGGCGCGCGCUCUACACCGGCUGCUACCUGCGCUACUCCACGCGGCUCUUCUGGAAUCUCAACGCCACAACUGGGUCGGGAUCAUCAAGAAACAAUGACGUUGUUUGGAUAGUGUUGGGUUCUAUCCUUGGUGCUUUUGUUAUUGUUUUGAUUAUUUUUCUGGCCUGGAAGAAGAAGAUAUUUAAGAACAAGAAAAGGUCCAAGUCAUUCAUAGAUAUUUAUGGAGAUGGAGUUCCUGUCAGAAUUGCACAAUCUAGUUUAAAUUUCAAAUAUGAAGAGUUAAAGAAAGCAACAAACUAUUUUGAUCCAGCAAACAAACUUGGUCAAGGGACCUACGGAGCAGUAUACAAGGCUGUUCUUUUGGAUGGAAAAGAAGUUGCUGUGAAGAGGCUAUUCUUAAAUAGAAGGGAGUGGGUUGAUCAGUUUUUCAAUGAAGUUGAACUCAUAAGUCAAGUUCGUCAUAAAAAUCUAGUAAAGCUGCUUGGUUGCAGCGUAAAUGGUCCAGAGAGCUUGCUUGUUUAUGAAUACUACUUCAACAAGAGCCUUGAUCUUUUUUUAUUUAAUGCAAGUCGUAGCAGACAUUUAACCUGGAAUUUGAGGGUUGAUAUAAUUCAAGGCAUAGCGGAGGGACUUUCUUAUCUCCAUGAGGAGUCAGAAACAAGGAUUAUCCACAGAGAUAUCAAAGCUAGUAAUAUUUUAUUAGAUGAUAAGUUCAAGCCCAAGAUAACGGAUUUUGGCCUUGCAAGAGCUUUUGCAGAGGACAGAACUCAUCUCACCACGGGUGUUGCUGGAACACUAGGCUACAUGGCUCCUGAAUAUUUGGCUCAUGGCCAUCUUACGGAGAAGGCUGAUGUCUACAGCUAUGGCAUUCUGGUUCUUGAGCUUGUAACAGGGCAAAGAUGUAGCGGUUCGAUUGGCUCACAUGGAGGUCACAUGUUGUUAACAAAGGUAUGGAACCACUACAAGAACAGCACGAUAGAAAUAAUCGCUGACCGGAGCAUGUAUGACGAUACUAUCAGGGAUGAGUUCAUUCAUGUCCUGCAGAUUGGACUGUCAUGCACCCAAGCGAACCCUGGCGACAGGCCUACAAUGACAAAGGUUGUAGAGUUGCUGAGAAGCCACAGGCAUGAUGUGGAGAUUAUCUUGAGUGACCCUCCAUUUUUGGAUGUCGAGGUCUUUGAGGACAUCAAAAAAGCUGAGCAGUCACGGUUGUUGUCCACGCAUUCUGCCCUUUCACUAUCAGGUUCAUCUCGGUCCUACCAAAGUGGAAGAUAAACUCACCUUCUGUCUUUUUAUUAAAAUUCCUAGGAAUAUAUCAGCACGAAUUAAAGCUUUGUGUGAUCCAAAGUUCUCGAUAUUAGUAGUGGAUACAAUCUUCAAAAAUGUUUUAUUGCCAUACUUGUACAUAGUUUACAAAUAGAUCCCUAUAUAGGUUUUCAGUCAUUUGCAGAUAUUUGUAAAUCUGUGAUGUGCUAAUGAAUGAACUCACAAAUGAAUAAUGAAGUUGGUGUUCUUGGCUUUGCUUUUAGGAAAAGAAGUAGAUGAAGAACCCAAUCUGGCUUAAUUUGUGUGUAAGAUAUUACUGUUAAAGUAGCAGAAGACUCGCAGCUAUACAUGGUGUCUUUGUUUCUGAAUAUCACUGUAGCUGUAUUUUGCCGAGACCGGCACACUCUGUUGUAUUGGUCCUAAACACACAGUUCAUUUGGAUGAACCGUGCGUUCUGCUGUAAGUGAUUCAACAAUGGAACAUGAAACCUUGCAGCAAACAAUCUCUGUUUUUUUUUUUUUGGCA